Molecule: messenger RNA, 612 nt
Organism: Aspergillus alliaceus
Lineage: Eukaryota; Fungi; Ascomycota; Eurotiomycetes; Eurotiales; Aspergillaceae
Product: putative mitochondrial inner membrane protease subunit 1
Exons: 2
Coding region: 21-560 (179 amino acids)
Cellular component (GO): mitochondrial inner membrane peptidase complex; membrane
Molecular function (GO): serine-type endopeptidase activity
Source: RefSeq, a predicted model, not a curated record
CAGAAAUGUCCCGCUAGCCAAUGUCGCAUAUACUUCGAGAAGUCCUGAGAAGGACCACACCCGGCGGAGUUUUCCGCCUUACCCUCGACGGCGUGGGCCUCUUCUGCGCCUGUACGCUUGUCUGGGAGCAUCUGAUCACCGUGCAGCUCAGCGAAGGGCCUUCGAUGUACCCCACGUUCAGUCCGCGAGGCGAUUACCUGUUAAUAUCGAGGGUGCACAAGUACGGUAGAGGGAUUGAGGUUGGCGAUGUCGUGCGAUUUUACCAUCCUACAUUCUUGGGGGUGAAUGGGGCGAAGAGGGUCGUGGGAAUGCCGGGGGAUUUUGUCUGCCGGGAUUUACCAUUUAGUACGGAGGUUGGGAAGUCACAGGAGAUGAUCCAGGUGCCGGAGGGUCAUGUCUAUGUUGCAGGCGAUAAUCUACCCUGGUCGAGGGAUUCCAGGAAUUAUGGACCCAUACCGAUGGGUUUAAUCAAUGGGAAGAUAGUCGCUCGUGUUUGGCCGCCUUCGAAAAUGCAAUGGGUUCGAAAUACGAUGCAGCCGGCUCAGCGGUCCGACGAAUAAGUGUAUCACGAAUAAGUGUAUCACGAAUAAGUGUAUCACGAAUAAGUGUAUC